AUGAUACUUAACAUUGGAAGUGGGGAAGACACUUCAUUAUGGUACCACCACUGGGUGGGAGAUUCUCCUAUUUAUAAAAUCCCAAACAUUAGGAUUCCUGAUAGUAAGGCCCACUGGAGAGUCUCUCAUAUUAUUAAAAAUAGCACCUGGGACCUUUCUCAAAUCAAUCAUCUUCUUCCCAACUACCUUUGCAAUCUCAUUCUUGCUACACCUUUAUCUUCCAUUACUACCAGAACUGAUAGCUUAAGAUGGACCCUUGAUAAGAGUGGAUCCUUCUCCAUUAAAAGUGCUUAUCAUUCCUCUUAUGUCCCUAAAAAUAUGAACUGCACUAUCCAAAUUUGCUGGAAAAAACUUUGGAAAAUUGGAGUCCCUUUCAAAUACAAAAUGUUAUUAUGGAACCUUUGUCACUCCAUUCUUCCAGUAGCUGAUAUCCUAGCCAGGAAAGUUCCAGGAUUAGAUCCCAUAUGUGUUAGAUGUUUUGAAUCAGUGGAAAACCAUCUUCAUCUCUUUAGAGACUGCCAUAGUUCUUCAACUCUUUGGUCCAUGAUCUUUCAGUUCCAGGGACAAUCCUUUGAUUUGGAAUAUAAUCUAUUCUACUCUAAAAACUGGGAUGAAUGGAUUACCUACAAUCUCUCAGGUUCUUCUCAAUGGAAGAUCAUUUUCUGUAUUGCUAUUUGGCAUAUAUGGUCCUAUAGAAAUAAAGCUGUUUUUUAUUCUAAAAUGGGAAAUUCCUCUUCUUUUUACAAUAAGUUUUGGGUGGAUUAUAAAUGUACUAAUAAUAUGGGACAGAUGGAUAAAGAGAUGCAGUGUCUGAAAAAGGAAAGGAGGUGGCUAGUUCUUCAAUGA
Molecule: messenger RNA, 846 nt
Organism: Spinacia oleracea (spinach)
Lineage: Eukaryota; Viridiplantae; Streptophyta; Magnoliopsida; Caryophyllales; Amaranthaceae
Exons: 1
Coding region: 1-846 (281 amino acids)
Source: RefSeq, a predicted model, not a curated record